GGUAAAACUACUUGGGUGGAAAAAGGCACCAUGAUUCCACUCCGCAUGGAAUGGGACAAGAUGAGCAAAUCGAAACUGAACGGAGUGGACCCAACCGAUGUCGUCCGGAUCCACGGCAUUGAGCUGAUUCGGCUUGCUGUUAUGUCGAAUGUGGGCCCUCAUCGGGCCAGGAAAUGGCAAGAAGACGGAGUUUUACAGGGUCUUGUCAAGUGGCAAAAUCGAUUGUUGCGUUUGGUCGAUGAUGUGCUACAUUGGGUUGAGCGAUUGUCUUCCGAACAAUCAUCGUGGAUUCUCUUGAGUGGGCCCGACGACCCCCUUCAUCACCUGCACAAUACUCGUGAGCGUAUCAUUCAGAGGGUCAACACGUACUACGAUGAAUCCUUCGUGCUCAGUGCUGUUAUCGCGCGUUUGCAAGAAUUGACAGACCUGUUAAAACAAUCAGCGAUGUUUUCCGGUGGUCCAGGAGCUGCCAGCUUUGUUCACUUCCGAUCACUCUCUGAUUUGAUCGUCAUGCUGGCUCCCAUGGCUCCUAUCUUGGCCUGCGAAUUGUGGUCACGUUUACAACUUGCCUGCCAAAUGCAGGCAGCUGGUCCAGCGCGAGAAGCACUUUCUGUUUUGGCCGAUAGUUCUUCCACAAUUGCGUCAUCUUCCGACUCUUGGCCUUACGACUUGAGUAAACUCGUGCUGGAGCAACCGUUUCCGCAAUGUCCUACGGAUUUCCAAGUGGUUUCUGAUCCGCUUUCUGCACGCUCCUCUUCUGAGUGUGACGAAAAAAGUGUAGAAAAACUCUGCACUUGAACCAGUGUACAGUAUCUGUAACUAUUCUCUGUAUAUUGCAAGGUUAAAAUGUAUUCUGAUAAUGUACAGGUCUGUCAUUUUACUUACCUGAAAAUAAUUUGUCGUUGCUGGUGAAACAGUCUCACGCUCAAUCAAGCUAAGUUUGCUUGGACACACCUCUUCACCCACAGAACUCUGCUCUAGUUUGAAAGCUCAUUCUCUAGCUCUGGGAAUUUGUUUGUGUCUGUGUCGAAACUUGCAUAAUCGUGUUCGUUUUUUUACAAGCGCAGAAAUACAUCAUCGGUUGUUGGAUUUGUCGAAUUAUUCCAUGCUAUUGUGUUUAUUGUCUUGGCGGUUUUCAGCUUGUACCCCGAUUGGGCGAGUUCAGCGUUGUUCCACAGCCGGUCUCG
Messenger RNA from Dicrocoelium dendriticum, 1187 nucleotides. NCBI's taxonomy places the organism in Eukaryota, Metazoa, Platyhelminthes, Trematoda, Plagiorchiida, Dicrocoeliidae. The record is from the annotation of a GenBank genome assembly.